AUGGACAUGGCAUUCUCAAGCCUCGACGAUUGUUAUUCAAUGUAUGUUAAGUAUGCCAAGGAGUGUGGGUUUUCAGUCAGGAAAGGUACUACACAGACGAACUCUAAAGGUGUGUUACAUAUUAAGUAUUACUUGUGUACGAGAUCUGGGUUAUACAAGGAUAAGAAGGUUGAUACGUUGGACCCCACUCAAAAAGAGCGAUUAGUGCGAUCCAACUUUUCAAAGAGGACUGAUUGUGGUGCACUGUUAGGUGUAACUUUUGAGGAUGGAUCAUGGAAGGUGUAUAAGUUUGUCGAGGAGCACAACCAUUAUCUUGUUGAACGUCGUGAUAAGCAUUUUCUUCCAACUAAACGACACCUCACUCAGCUCCAGAAGCAUGUUAUACACAGCAUGUCUAAGCUGAAUUUGGGUCCCGUGAAGGCGUUUAAUGUUAUGAAGAAUUGUUUUGGCGGUUUUGAAGAUGUGGGUGCAAUUUCUCAUGGCGUUUUCAUAUGCAGAUACUCUAUGGUGUUUGUGCCGUUCACUGGUAUAGACAAUCAUCACUGCAGUGUUACAUUUGGUGCAACAUUAUUGGCAUCGGAAACUGCUGAUACGUAUAUUUGGUUGUUGAGAGUUUUUCUAAAACCUGUUAGUUCUCAACCAAAAGUUGUUGUCACUGACCAAGAUCCAGCAAUGAAGAAGGCUAUUUCUGUUGUAUUUGUUGACACGAGGCAUUGGUUAUGCAUGUGGCAUGUGAUGCAUAAACUUUCUCUGAAGGUUGGUGUUAGGCUAUGCAAUUCCACCAAUUUUAAAGAACGUAUUUGUGGUGUUGUGUGGACGGAUAUUCUCACACCUGAAAAGCUUGAAUCAGAAUGGGAAGCGGUUAUCACAGAGUUCAAUUUAGCAGAUAAUGACUGGCUAUCUGAUAUUGUUGCACUCAGGGAAUCUUGGAUCCCUGCAUACUAUAGAAUGGAAGAGAUGUCGAGUCUUAUGCGAACGACAUCGAGGUCGGAGAGUGAGAAUCAUUUUUUUGGUCAAGUGUUCAAUUCGAAAGCUACUCUUGUUGAGUUCAUGACUCAUUAUGAAACUGCAAUAGAAGCACAAUCUGAGCUAAUUGGAAUUGCGGAUUGCAUAAAUCAACGUUAUGAAGAUCAGCCUGAUGGGUUUGUUAAGUUUUACGUAAAUGACUUCCAACAGCCUUGUACAUCCUUAUUUGAGGUAAUGUUCCGUAAGUCUGAUGGCACAUGCAGUUGCUCAUGCAGGCGUUUUGAACAAUUUGGUUUGCUAUGUAGACAUAUAUUCUAUGUUUUGAGAAUUAUGGACAUUAGGGAUUUUCCAAAACAGUACAUUCUGAAUAGAUGGCGCAAAGAGGCUUUCCCAAAUUGCUCUCCCGAAUUCUCAAUUAGUCAUGAAUAUAUGACCGAGCUUGACCCCGAUGUGUAA
Helianthus annuus (common sunflower) is the source of this 1422-nucleotide messenger RNA. Its product is annotated as protein FAR-RED IMPAIRED RESPONSE 1-like. NCBI's taxonomy places the organism in Eukaryota, Viridiplantae, Streptophyta, Magnoliopsida, Asterales, Asteraceae. Bases 1 to 1422 code for a protein of 473 amino acids. The transcript has 5 exons. Gene Ontology annotation, molecular function: zinc ion binding. The record is from RefSeq and is a predicted model, not a curated record. Gene Ontology annotation, biological process: regulation of DNA-templated transcription.